AUGUCAGCUCCGUUAGAUUCUUCCAAAUUGGAAAUAAACAAAACCACCAGUCCUAAAGAUCCGUUACCAAAUUCAGAAUUAAAAUUUGGUCAAUCUUUUACUGACCACAUUUUGGAAAUUGAUUGGUCGGCCGAUUAUGGAUGGCAUACACCAACUAUUAAACCAUACCAUAAUUUCUCAAUGGACCCAGCAACUUGUGUCUUGCAUUAUUCAUUUGAAUUAUUUGAAGGUUUAAAGGCAUAUCGUGAUUCCAAAGGUCAAAUUCGUACAUUCAGACCAGAUAAAAACAUGGAAAGAAUGAAUAGAUCAGCUAAACGUGCUGCAUUGCCUACUUUCGAUGGUGAGGAAUUUUUGAAAUUAGUUGACAAGUUUCUACUUUUGGAAGAAAGAUUUGUACCUCAAGGGAAAGGAUUUUCAUUAUACUUGAGACCAACUUUAAUUGGAACUUCUGUUGGAUUGGGUGUAUCUGCUCCUACUAAGGCCAAAUUAUACCUUAUUGCAUCACCAGUGGGACCAUAUUUCGGAUCGGGAUUCAAACCAGUUUCUUUAGAAGCUACUGAUUAUGCCGUACGUGCUUGGCCUAAAGGUGUAGGUGCUUAUAAAUUAGGUGCCAAUUACGUCUCAUGUAUUGAACCACAAACAGAAGCCGCUAAACGUGGUCAUUCUCAAAACUUGUGGUUGUUUGGUGACGAUGGAGAAAUCACUGAAGUUGGAGCCAUGAAUGUAUUUUUCGCAUUCAAGACUGAAGACGGUAAAUCUGAAUUGGUUACUCCUCCAUUAGCAGGGAUGAUUUUACCAGGAGUCACUCGUGAUUCAACUUUGGAAUUAGCUAGAGAAAAAUUGGGUGGAGAUAAUUGGGUCGUUAAUGAACGUAAAUUGACCAUUCAUGAAGUUCAAGAAAAGGCUCAAAAGGGUAAAUUGAUUGAAGCAUUUGGCACUGGAACUGCGGCCAUUGUUGCUCCAAUUAACAAUAUUGAAUAUCAAAACGAACAUAUUGUUGUCCCUACUGUUGCUGGUGGUAGUGGUGAAAUUGCUGCUAAAGUAAAUGAAUGGAUUCAAAACAUUCAAUAUGGUGAUGAAGAAUUUAAAGAUUGGUCAAGAGUAGCAAAGUAA
Lodderomyces orthopsilosis Co 90-125 is the source of this 1113-nucleotide messenger RNA. It is a transcript of the gene BAT22, whose product is annotated as Bat22p. Gene Ontology annotation, cellular component: mitochondrion. The record is from RefSeq and is a predicted model, not a curated record. The transcript has a single exon. Lineage: Eukaryota; Fungi; Ascomycota; Pichiomycetes; Serinales; Debaryomycetaceae. Gene Ontology annotation, molecular function: branched-chain-amino-acid:2-oxoglutarate transaminase activity. Gene Ontology annotation, biological process: L-leucine biosynthetic process; L-valine biosynthetic process. Bases 1 to 1113 code for a protein of 370 amino acids.